AUGAAUUGGCUCGGCCUCCUUGUCCUGCUCACCGUGGCCGGGCUGGUGCAGGGGACAUGGGACAACUGUGGAUGGACCUGUGGGCUUCGACCCAUGGUGUCUGACUCCAUACCUCAUGACUACGGCCUGACACGAAUUGUGGGUGGUACAGAUGCCAAGUCAGGGGCCUGGCCCUGGAUGGUCAGCAUCCAGCAUCCCUGGAUACCAGGCCUGGAGCAUUGGUGUGGAGGGUCUCUCAUCGCUGCAGACUGGGUUCUCACAGCAGCCCACUGCUUCGACAAGAUUGAGAAAAUCAGCAUCCUGAAUGUGGUGAUUGGAGCCACCCAGUUGAGUCAGCCUGGACCUGGUGCACAAGUGCGCCAAAUUAAGAAGCUACUUCGACACAAAAACUAUAAGAGAAGUGAUAUAACUAAUGACAUAGCUUUGCUGGAACUGAAUGACCCUGUCGAGUGCAGUCCCUACAUCCAGCUAGCCUGUGUAGCUGACCCCACUGUAAGAGUCUCAGAGCUGCAAAACUGCUGGAUUGCUGGAUGGGGUACAACCACAGAAGGAGAUGAAGAUGUAAGUGACCACCUCCAGGAAGCCAAGGUCCAGCUCAUUGAUGUCCAGCUCUGCAACAGCAGUGACUGGUAUGCAGGGAAAAUCCACCCCUACAACUUGUGUGCUGGUUACCUGGAGGGCAACAUCGACACCUGCCAGGGUGACAGUGGUGGUCCUCUCAUGUGCCAGGACAAGAAUGCUGACUCCUGGUGGGUUGUUGGAGUGACCAGCUGGGGAAGAGGCUGUGCCAGAGCAAAGCAGCCUGGAGUCUACACCUCCACUCAGCACUUCUACGACUGGAUUCUGGCUCAGAUGGGACUGAAUCCAUUUAGAACUGCUUCCUGA
This is a messenger RNA of Cinclus cinclus, 885 nucleotides long. Its product is annotated as acrosin-like. The record is from RefSeq and is a predicted model, not a curated record. Gene Ontology annotation, biological process: proteolysis; acrosome reaction. The coding region runs from base 1 to 885 and encodes 294 amino acids. Gene Ontology annotation, molecular function: serine-type endopeptidase activity. Lineage: Eukaryota; Metazoa; Chordata; Aves; Passeriformes; Cinclidae. The transcript has 5 exons.